This is a messenger RNA of Magallana angulata, 570 nucleotides long. RefSeq lists its product as uncharacterized. The coding region runs from base 1 to 570 and encodes 189 amino acids. The transcript is spliced from 5 exons. NCBI's taxonomy places the organism in Eukaryota, Metazoa, Mollusca, Bivalvia, Ostreida, Ostreidae. The record is from RefSeq and is a predicted model, not a curated record.
AUGAAUGGAAGGGGUUGCAAAAAGAAGCCUGAUAGUCUGAUGGUGUUAAAUGAUGCAAAGACUUGUGUGAUAUUUCUAUUGGAUGCAUUAUUCUUACCACAGCAGCUCAGGAAAAAUGUAGCCCCGGAUUCUUUGGAAAAAACUGUCGAGCAAAAUGUUCUUAUCCAUAUUUUGGGGAAGACUGUCAAAAACGAUGUGAUUGUGACGAAAGCCUGUGUGACGUUUCCACCGGAUGUCUUGUUGUCACAACAGUGCAUGCAUCCUGUAGCCCAGGAUACUUUGGUACAAACUGUAGGGGAAAAUGUUCCUAUCCUUAUUACGGUGCGGAAUGUCAAGGUCAAUGUGACUGUAAUAAGGACUUAUGUGACGUAUCUACCGGAUGUAUCGCUAUUACAACAGUUCAAGCAGGAUGCAUCCCCGGGUACGUUGGUGAAAACUGUCGAGGAAAAUGUACCUAUCCCUAUUACGGUAUGGAUUGUCAAAAUCAGUGCGACUGUGAUGAGAACAGAUGUGAUUUCUCAACCGGAUGUACAAAUUUUACAAAAGGUAUUGCAUCACCUUGUACACUAA